UGGGUUUUCCAUCUGGUGGCUGCUCUUGACUCGCCGCCUGGUUUCGGUCGUCUGGUCCCUGCCCACGGGUGAUCGGCCAUAGGUCGGCGAAGUUUAGCCGCUGCGCUUGCGUCCCUGGGUGUCUCGGGAGCGGUCUCUCGGGGUCCAUGGAGAAGUCGCGGGGAGCCAGAUGCACCAAUGGGUUCCCCGAGCGGGAGCCGCCGCGGCCUGGGGCCAGCCGGCCGGUAGAGAAGUCCCCGCGGCCCGAGGCCAAGAGCCCCCAGCCGGCCGACGGCUGGAAGGCAGAUCGGCCCCGCAGCGAGGAGGAGAACCAGCUGAACCUCCCCAGCCUAGCGGCCGCCUACUCCUCUAUUCUGCGCUCGCUGGGCGAGGACCCCCAGCGGCAGGGGCUGCUUAAGACGCCCUGGAGGGCGGCCACCGCCAUGCAGUUCUUCACCAAGGGCUACCAGGAGACCAUCUCAGGUGGUCCUCAGAGCACUCACUGGUCAGGAGCGUGCUCUCUCCCUUCCUGUGGAUCUCACUGUCUCCAAGAUGUCCUGAAUGAUGCCAUAUUUGAUGAAGAUCAUGAUGAGAUGGUGAUUGUGAAGGACAUAGAUAUGUUUUCUAUGUGUGAACAUCACCUUGUUCCAUUUGUCGGAAGGGUCCACAUUGGUUAUCUUCCUAACAAGCAAGUCCUUGGCCUCAGCAAACUUGCCAGGAUUGUAGAGAUCUAUAGUAGAAGACUACAAGUUCAAGAGCGCCUCACCAAACAAAUUGCAGUAGCUAUCACAGAAGCCUUGCAGCCUGCUGGAGUUGGGGUAGUGAUUGAAGCUACACACAUGUGUAUGGUAAUGCGAGGGGUGCAGAAAAUGAACAGUAAAACUGUGACCAGCACCAUGCUGGGGGUGUUCCGGGAAGACCCGAAGACUCGGGAGGAGUUCCUCACACUCAUCAAGAGCUGAGCUUGGGCGUGCUCGGUGGCGUGCAGCUGCCACCACUGCUGGCAUUGUCUUUCUUGGUCGUGCAUUCCAUUUUCAAUUGGUAUACAUGUGAACUUCAUUCCUCAUCAUGACUUGUAUUUAAGAAUUAUUUAUAGAUAACUCAAAUAAAAAUAAUUAACCAAGAGGUGAGCCCUCCACUUUCUUCUGGCCAUUUUUUUAGUGGCUAUGUUAAAGUGAACUGCCAACAGUGUAGGUUAUAUGCACCAACCACUGCCAUCUGGAUCACCUGAGGGUGCUGGCAAGGAGGAGACUCAUGUAUUUGGGUGAAAUCGUAAUCUGACUCAUUAGCAGAGGGGCACUGGGCACUGAAGGAACUAUGGCCACUACACUGUGUCUUCCUCCUCCUGUAGACAUGGUAUAAUGCUGAAGAAAGUGCUAGAAACAGUCUACGUAUAAUGUACAGCUUUGGUCUGUGAAUUCAAAGACCCACGGGCUCUACUCUGCCUUGACCAUGUUUCUGAGAACAGCAGUGACAUUUAUUUUUGAUAUAUUUAUUAACGUUCCUGCUGUAACAUUAGUCUCCAAGGGAAAAUGGUGGAAUAUUUGUGUUUUUAAUUUUGUGGCUGAGUUAAAAAUGCACGUUUUUCAGCUUCUAUUUUUUAAAAUUUGAGUACAGGGAAUUUAUUCCUGGAGUUGUUUACGAUUUUAUUCUCAUGUCAACAUACAGGGAUUUAGAAGUUUAACUCUCUGUGCCUUGAGAAUAUCACACCAUUUAGAGUGUAGAUACCUUUUCAUUUUUUAAAGAAAGCCAUUAUUUUAUAAGUUUCUAAGUGCCAACUCUGCACAUAAUGAGUUAUCACUGGUUUCCCUUUAAAAGUUCCUUGGAAGUUUACUUUGUGUUUCCCAAACAGAUGCCUCAAAGCAGUUUUUUAAAAAUCUUAUGAAAUCUUUUUAAGUAUUUCCAGGAUCUUUUGAGAGUGCCCAUCCCUAUCAGGUCUGCAGACUCCCAGCUCUUCUGGACUGGAAGGAGCAUAGAGUGAGCUGACGGAGGCCUGCAUGGGGGCUGUGCCCACUGCUCUGGCCAAGCCUACUGUUGCUGUUGGUGUCCAAGAAGAUGCACUGGGGACUCCUCUUUAGUUUCCUUUCUGGUCCAUGUGGGUCUUGUCUUCAGUGUAAGUCUGUUCAGACGUGUAGGGAUUUCGGUUUAAGAAGCUUGCCUUAUUACUAUUUAUCUUAAAAUUUCCUCACCUGGGGCAGUGUGGGCCAAGUUAAAGCACAGCACCCCAACUCCCCUGCAAAAACACAAACAGUUGUGCCAUGAAGAAGCCUCUCAUUUGGUUGACACAGAGCUCUUUGAAUCGAUCCUGUUCCUUAACUAGAAUGAAUCACUUUGCUUGCUUCCUCUGGCAGUCUUGUCUCUGCACUUAGACGCUCUUUAACUGAUGAUCAAGAAUGAUGACAGAGCUGCUUUUUUCAUUUUUUACUUUAUAAUUAAUUUUAAGUUCUACUUUUCCCUGGUACUUUCUGUAUCUGGAGUUUCUAAAGUAGUUGUGGUUGAUUUUGAGUUCCCCUUUAAAUCUAACCUGGUAGGAACCAUAGCCUAACUUGAUAGACAUUUCUAGGUAGAAUGCUAAGCAUUCAACUCAUGUUUGGUAUUUCACAGUAAAAAAAGCAACUGUGACUUAGAGGACCAAAGAAAUUGUUAGCUCUACCUUUAUCUUUUUGUGACUGCUUGCAUUCCUUUCAAGUGACUCUCCAUUGAGACAUUCUGUGGAAGUGUUUUUAGAAAUCUCUGUUGUCUCAUCCCUACCUGUGAAGUAACAAUUGUCUGUUUCACUCUGGUCUGUAGUGCUUCAAAAUUACCUUUUCAUAUCCAUGAUGCUGAAUUCAUUUGGGGGAUUUUUAAGAAUUUGAUGCACUUAAAAAUACUGUUCAAUUACACUGUUUGAAUUUUCUGUAUGUAUAUGUGUGUUCCUGAAGUUGGUUCUAUUUAAAUUAUUAAAGUGUUAUAAUUUUG
This is a messenger RNA of Nannospalax galili (Upper Galilee mountains blind mole rat), 2937 nucleotides long. RefSeq names its product GTP cyclohydrolase 1 (gene Gch1). NCBI's taxonomy places the organism in Eukaryota, Metazoa, Chordata, Mammalia, Rodentia, Spalacidae. The transcript has 7 exons. Gene Ontology annotation, biological process: tetrahydrofolate biosynthetic process; tetrahydrobiopterin biosynthetic process. The coding region runs from base 147 to 941 and encodes 264 amino acids. Gene Ontology annotation, cellular component: cytoplasm. The record is from RefSeq and is a predicted model, not a curated record. Gene Ontology annotation, molecular function: zinc ion binding; GTP binding; GTP cyclohydrolase I activity.